AGCGGGCCGACGGGCGGGUGGCGGCCGCGCCCCGGGCCGGGCGGGUGCCUCGCACCGCCCCGUCCGCAUCCCGGUCCCCGCCGAGGCCAGGCUGGAUCCGGCGGCCCCCAUGCAUCGGGAAGGGCCCCCCGGUGCCGAGGUGAAGGUGGUGGUCGUGGGGGACGGCGGCUGCGGGAAGACGUCUCUGCUGGUGGCGUUCGCCAGGGGAGACUUCCCAAAGGUCUAUGUCCCCACUGUAUUCGAGAAGUACACAGCCUCCCUCCAGGUUGCUGGCAAGCCUGUGAAGAUCCACCUCUGGGACACUGCAGGACAGGAAGAUUAUGACCGCCUUCGCCCAUUGUCCUACUCGGAUGCCAAUGUUGUCCUCAUCUGCUUUGAUGUCACUGACCCCAGCAGCUACAACAACGUCCUAACAAAGUGGUACCCAGAAGUGAACCACUUCUGCAAGGGCAUCCCGGUGCUGCUGGUGGGCUGCAAGACCGACCUGCGUCGGGACCAUGCGGUGCUGCGCAAGCUGCAGGAGGGGCGCCUGGAGCCCGUGUCCCACCAUCAGGCGAAGGCCAUGGCCCGGCAGGUCCACGCCGUGUCCUACCUGGAGUGCUCGGCCAGGUACCAGGAGAACGUCAGCAGCAUCUUCACAGAGGCCUGCAGGGCUGCCCUCAGUGCUGCCCGCCGCAGCCAGCGCAGGAGGAGACCCAAGAGGGGCUGCGUGCUCUGCUGAGCCCCGCACCAUGGCUAUGGGGACCCAGCGUGAUGCAGGACCUCGGCUCCCGGCUGCUGCUGGGCACCAUCAGCCA
Neopsephotus bourkii (Bourke's parrot) is the source of this 797-nucleotide messenger RNA. RefSeq names its product ras homolog family member D (gene RHOD). Gene Ontology annotation, biological process: small GTPase-mediated signal transduction; cell migration. The record is from RefSeq and is a predicted model, not a curated record. The transcript is spliced from 5 exons. NCBI's taxonomy places the organism in Eukaryota, Metazoa, Chordata, Aves, Psittaciformes, Psittacidae. Gene Ontology annotation, molecular function: GTPase activity; GTP binding. The coding region runs from base 110 to 721 and encodes 203 amino acids.